Mercurialis annua (annual mercury) is the source of this 993-nucleotide messenger RNA. RefSeq lists its product as uncharacterized. Bases 1 to 993 code for a protein of 330 amino acids. The transcript is spliced from 4 exons. NCBI's taxonomy places the organism in Eukaryota, Viridiplantae, Streptophyta, Magnoliopsida, Malpighiales, Euphorbiaceae. The record is from RefSeq and is a predicted model, not a curated record.
AUGCGAAACACUUUUGAAGAGGAAGAAUGCAUGAGAUUGGAUAUGAUUGAUAGAAUCGUGGAAGAACUUUUCCCGGUUUCCAAAGUCACAUUCCAUUCCGAUGAGACACAUGAGACCACCGGAGAAGAAUAUUCCAAGGAAGAUGAGUCGAAAGCCGAGAAUUUAUUUAGAAGAGAAAGUGUCACACCGCCUUCUUCUAUUACUCCACCACAAGUUGAGCUAAAAACGUUACCAUCUCACUUACGGUAUGCGUUUCUAGGCGACAACAUGACACUUCCCAUCAUCAUCUCAAACAACUUGUCGGAAACACAAGAAGCAAGAGUUGUUAAAGUGGUGAAGCAACAUAUAUUGGCGAUUGGUUGGCAAAUUUCGGACAUUCGAGGAAUUAGCCCAUCGGUGGUAAUGCACAAAAUCCAUCUUAAAAGUGAGUCACGAGCCUCGGCUCAAAGACAACGACGCUUGAAUCCAAAUAUGAAGGGGGUCGUGCACAAAAAGAUAGUAAAUCUUAUCGACGCCGAAAUUAUAUACCCCAUAUCCGAUAGUGCAUGGGUUAGUCCCAUGCAAUGUGUUCCAAAGAAAGGGGGGAUGACGGUAAUUGAAAACGAGAAGGGUGAGCAAAUUUCCACAAGGACGGUAACGGGAUGGCGUGUUUGUAUUGAAUACGGAGAUGAGGAAGGACCAUUUUCCGUUGCCAUUUAUCGAUCAAAUGUUGGAGCGGAUAUUAUGGAGGUCUUCAUGGAUGAUUUUUCGGUAUUCGGGGACUCCUUCGAGAUGUGCUUGAAUAAUCUCGAGCGAUGCCAUUUCAUGGUAGAAGAAGAAAUUGUCUUGGGACAUAAAAUCUCCAAAGACGACAUUGAAGUGGAUAGAGCGAAAACGGAGAUCAUCGAAAAAUUACCACCACCAACUACCGUCAAGGGAGUUAAAGGAAGCGCUUAUCUCGGACCCAAUUAUUUCAUGACCCGAUUGGACUAUUCCUUUCGAACUUAUGUGUGA